This is a messenger RNA of Lachancea dasiensis, 1257 nucleotides long. NCBI's taxonomy places the organism in Eukaryota, Fungi, Ascomycota, Saccharomycetes, Saccharomycetales, Saccharomycetaceae. The record is from the annotation of a GenBank genome assembly.
AUGAGCUCGAAUAUAGAUACUGCAAAGAAACCAAAAAGACGUUUUGUCGGCACGAAGGCUGGCGAGGUGAUUACCACUGCACAAGACGGACAAAGUAAUGAACUUAUAGCGAAGCCCCGGCCCAAAACUAACGUUAGGCGAGCAAUCAACCAAAUUCCAGACGAUAUUUUGAACGACCAGGCUUUGAACGAAGCCAUUAAACUGCUGCCCUCAAAUUAUAACUUCGAAAUUCAGAAGACCGUGUGGAAUAUCAGGAAACAUAAUGCCAAACGAGUUGCACUGCAGAUGCCAGAGGGCCUUUUGAUAUAUGCACUGGUCAUAAGCGAUAUACUGGAACAGUUUUGUGGUUCUGAGACCAUUGUAAUGGGGGACGUGUCUUAUGGAGCAUGUUGCAUCGACGAUUUCACGGCGCGAUCACUAAAUUGCGACUUUGUAGUCCAUUAUGCACACUCAUGCCUGGUACCCAUCGAUUUAACACAGAUCAAGGUCCUUUACAUCUUUGUAACUAUUAACAUCGAUGAAACGCACCUCAUCAAGACUCUGCAGAAAAACUUUGUAAGCGGUUCUCGGCUGGCAACUUUUGGUACAAUUCAAUUCAAUCCAACGAUACACAGUAUUAAAGACAAGCUAUUGAACGCAGAGAAAAUGUUAUACAUUAUUCCGCCCCAAAUCAAACCGUUAUCAAAAGGUGAAGUACUUGGAUGCACGUCCCAAAAGCUCGACAAAAAUCAGAUUGAUGCCAUGAUCUACAUCGGAGACGGCAGAUUUCAUUUAGAAAGCUCUAUGAUACACAAUCCCGAAAUUCCUGCCUAUCGAUACGACCCAUACAGUCGAAAGUUUACCAUCGAAAAAUAUAACCAGAAACAGUUAGUACAGGUUAGAGCGGAAGCUAUCACCAUUGCCAAGAAGGGGAAGACAUUCGGACUUAUAUUAGGUGCAUUGGGACGUCAAGGGAAUCUGGCCACCGUCAAUAACCUUGAACAAAAGUUGAAGUUGGCAGGUAAAUCUGUUUGUCGCAUCAUUCUCAGUGAGAUAUUUCCACAAAAACUGGCUAUGUUUGAUGACAUUGAUGUAUUUGUACAGGUCGCAUGUCCGAGGUUGUCAAUAGACUGGGGCUAUGCUUUCAAUAAGCCUCUUUUAACUCCGUAUGAGGCCAAUGUGCUUUUGGAACAAGAUGUUAUGUUCAACGAGACCUAUUACCCAAUGGAUUAUUAUGAGAUUGAUGGGUAUGGUCGUGGUAAGAUCCCCUCACACUAG